CCUGUAUAUCCACUUCACUAGCUAAUUACACGUUGACAUGAACACCAUAGAUAUCUAUAUAGAACCGCUAGAACGGAAGUUCAGAGACGAAAUUUUCAAGAUGUCUGCGCGCUAGUUUCUCUGGCGCAUAAGCAUCUGGUGCUGAAGACAGAGUAAGACGACGAUGAUUGAUAUCAAAGCGUGGGCAGAAUACGUGGUAGAGUGGGCAGCCAAAGACCCAUACGGCUUUCUCACCACGGUUAUCCUGGCUUUGACACCUCUAUUUAUCGCCAGUGCCCUUUUGUCCUGGAAACUCGCCAAGAUGAUAGAGGCCAAGGACCGUGAGCAGAAGAAGAAACAGAAGCGACAAGAGAACAUAGCAAAAGCCAAGAGAGCCAAGAAGGAUUGAGCUGGAUGCCAUGGGAUGGCGAGGAGUCAAAUUAAUAGUCCAAUCUCCUUAAAGAUGGCUCCUGUAUUGACUCCUCUCAUAACCCAGGACAGUUCCUAUGGGACCUGGAGAAAGACUGGGCAUAAAGGAGGCCUUACUAAGCUUUUAAGAGGUGGGGCUGGUUGAUUAUUCUCAAUGGCAGGACUGCAGUACUUUUUUUUUACCAGAAUAUUAUCAAUGCAAUGGAAAACACUCUUGUGCAGUACUUUGCAUUCCAUUUUUUUUUUUUUUUUUUUUUUUUUUUACUGGGUUUAUUGUUUUUUCUUUCUCAUUUCCAAGUAAUCCACAAAACACUUAAUUUUUUUUAUAAUAAAAUUGGAGAUUAAUUCUACGAAACACUUACAUUAAAGAUUCACACUCAA
This is a messenger RNA of Myxocyprinus asiaticus (Chinese sucker), 789 nucleotides long. RefSeq names its product small integral membrane protein 15. The transcript has 2 exons. The record is from RefSeq and is a predicted model, not a curated record. Lineage: Eukaryota; Metazoa; Chordata; Actinopteri; Cypriniformes; Catostomidae. Bases 164 to 388 code for a protein of 74 amino acids.